UCGUCUCACAAGACGUUCAAGAUCAAACGCUUCCUUGCCAAAAAGCAGAAGCAGAACCGGCCUAUCCCGCAAUGGAUCCGUAUGAAAACGGGCAAUAAGAUCAGGUACAACUCCAAAAGGAGACACUGGAGAAGGACCAAACUGGGCUUGUAAGAGAGACUGUCUCCUGGGAACUCUAAUAACACUUGUCUUCCUGCGUCAGAUUGAUAUGCCCCAUACGCUGUUCAGCAACCCCCAAGUGAUUCCUUCUGUAAUGUUGGACUGCAAUCCCCAACGUUU
Molecule: messenger RNA, 279 nt
Organism: Phaethon lepturus (White-tailed tropicbird)
Lineage: Eukaryota; Metazoa; Chordata; Aves; Phaethontiformes; Phaethontidae
Gene: RPL39
Product: ribosomal protein L39
Exons: 2
Biological process (GO): translation
Cellular component (GO): ribosome; cytosolic large ribosomal subunit
Molecular function (GO): structural constituent of ribosome
Source: RefSeq, a predicted model, not a curated record